AUGAUGUCUGAUGCAAAAGAUCAGACCAUCUGUUACUCUCUUCCCAGAAAAAACAUCUCUUGCUUUUCUUUAAAACAUAGAAGGAAAAAGAAAAGAAAUCACCUCUUGCUCUAAGUUGGUAAUUAGUCUAGUAAGAUUCCAAGAAUUGCUGCAGUCAGAGAUGAAACUGAGAGGAAAUACUAUUGUAAUAUGGCUGUAUGCGGUGGCAACAUGGCUUUGGUUUGGAUCCACUUCCGGGUGGUCAUUCACAUUGCAGGAUAGUAAUAAUAAUAAAUUGCUAAAACAGUACCCAACUAUAAUUUUUACCACUGUGAGUGCCACAGCGGAAAGCUACAGAGACUUUAUUAAUGCUAUGCGCAGUCAAUUAUUAGCUGGAGAUGACGUGAGACAUGAAAUACCAGUGUUGCAAAACAGAGUUGGUUUGCUAAUAAACCAACGGUUUGUUUUAGUUCAAGUCACAAAUCAGGCAGAGCUUUCUAUUACAUUAGCAGUGGAUGUCACCAAUGUAUAUGUGGUUGGCUACCGUGCAGGAAACAAUGCUUAUUUCUUUCAGCCUGACAAUCCGGAAGAUGCAGAAGCAAUUACUCAUCUUUUCACAGAUUCUCAAAGUCGACAACCAUUCUCCUUUGGAGGUAACUAUGAUAGAUUGGAGCAGAUUGCAAGUCAGGGAGGUCGAAGAGGUCGGAGAGAAGAUAUCGAAUUGGGAAUUGGUCCAAUGGAGGAAGCUAUCUCAGCGCUUUAUCGAUAUACCACAGGUGGCGUUCAACUUCCAACCUUAGCUCGCUCCUUUAUAGUUUGCAUCCAAAUGAUUUCAGAAGCAAUACGAUUUCAGUAUAUCGAGGGAGAAAUGGGCAGCAGAAUUCGGCACAGUCGAGGUUCUGCUCCAGAUCCUAGCGUAAUUACACUUGAGAAUAACUGGGGGAGACUUUCCACUACAAUUCAAGAGUCUAACCAAGGAGCCUUUGCUAAUCCAAUUCAACUACAAAGACGUAAUGGUUCCAUGUUCUAUAUAUUCGAUGUGAGUAAAUUAAUCCCAAUCAUAGCUCUCAUGGUGUACAGGUGCGCUCCUCCGGCAGCAUUGCAGCACCCUUUACUUGCAAAGCCAAUGGUAUCAAAUUCUAAUGAUGAUGUUUGUGUAGAUCCUGAGCCCACAAUGCGUAUUAUGGGUCGAAAUGGUCUAUGUGCCGAUGUUAGAGAUGGAGACUACCGUGACGGUAACUCGAUACAAUUAUGGCCUUGCAAAUCUAGUACAGAUGUGAACCAGCUGUGGACUUUGAAGAAAGACGGUACUAUUCGAUCUAAUGGCAAGUGUUUGACCACUUGCGGUUACAAUCCAGGACACCAUGUGAUGAUAUAUGAUUGUGAUACUGCUAUAAUUGAUGCCACCCGUUGGCAAAUAUGGGACAAUCGAACCAUCAUAAAUCCCAUAUCUGGUCUAGUUUUGGCAGCAACAUCAGGGAACAGUGGCACCACACUUACAGUGCGGACCAACAUAUAUGCCACCAGUCAAGGUUGGCUUCCAACUAAUAAUAACGAACCGUUUGUGACAUCCAUUGUUGGUUUAUACGACCUUUGCUUGCAAGCAAAUAGUGGAAACGUGUGGUUAGAGGAGUGCGUAAAUAAAAAGGCUGAACAACAAUGGGCUCUUUUUGCAGAUGGUUCAAUACGGCCUCAGCAAGAUCAAAAUAACUGUCUUACAGGUGAUGCUAGUACACAAGGAACAAUUGUCAAAGUCCUCUCUUGCAAUUCUGGAUCCGCAGGCCAACGAUGGAUGUUGAAGAAUGAUGGUACCAUUUGGAAUUUGUACUAUGGCCUGGUGCUGGAUGUGGCAAAUUCGGAUCCGAGCCUUAAACAAAUAAUUAUUUGGUCUUUCAAUGGAGACCCAAACCAAAAAUGGUUACCAUUACUUUGAUGGACUGAUUAUCCUCCUAGUCGCUUGCAGUGUGUGUAUGUCCUGCUAUGUGCAUUGUUGCUUAAAUAAAAAGGACAUUGUAAAAUUGUAACUCAAAGGACAGCAAGUUAUUGCAGUCCAAUAUUCAAUAAUAGUAAAAGCAUAAGUCUUGUGCUUCCUUUGUUUA
Molecule: messenger RNA, 2078 nt
Organism: Ricinus communis (castor bean)
Lineage: Eukaryota; Viridiplantae; Streptophyta; Magnoliopsida; Malpighiales; Euphorbiaceae
Product: ricin-like
Exons: 2
Coding region: 161-1912 (583 amino acids)
Biological process (GO): negative regulation of translation
Molecular function (GO): rRNA N-glycosylase activity
Source: RefSeq, a predicted model, not a curated record